AUGGACGAUACAAGACUAUAUCUUACGGAUGCGACUGCGCCAGCCGUUGUUCGAUCUGCCACCUCUUCAGUUAAUCUCUCCUCGCCUACCGCGUCCACGUUCUCCAAAGGGCAUUCGUCUUCUGGCUCGACUUCAUCGAUCACAUCCUCGCCGAUCCCUCAAGAAUCGCUCGACAUGUAUGCAGGACUCAAUAGGUUGGAAGAUGUGACAGAGGAGCCUCAUGAAAAAGACGAGUUUGAAGGUUACACUCUGGUCAACGACAGCAGAAUGUAUGACUUCGCAGACUAUGAAAAAGCAUUUUCAGAUCUCCAUACUGGGCCUUCUCCACCAAGCUCUCCUGUACACCUCGAAUGGACCUUGAGAGGAAACAACGAAUGGUCUUCAGCUUCUGAGGCUCCCCAGUCCCCCAAACGACGCCGAUCACUGGAACAACCUGCCCCCCCUCCCAGCACCAACCCAAAUCGCUUGAGCAGCAAACUGGGAUCUAUGAAAAGACGCUGGAGGAACAGGUCGGCGGCCGAACCGCGGCUGUCGAUCAUCACACAUCCAAACAACCCAGCUUCUCGUUCCGGCUCUCUCAACUCGUCGCAACUUCUCACUCCGGCAUCAAGUGCAAUCUCCAAGCAUGAGAGCCUCUUUCCUGCCUCUCCGGGCACAGCACUUACUAGUCAAAGCUCACUCGAGAUACCCGCCGAACCAAUUUCCGUUGAGCAUAAGCAUGAUGAAGUUGAAGAGGAGCAGCGCCUAGCUACCACGCCUUUGUUACCACCAAUUCUGCUCGAGAUGUGCAAAAAGGAAGAGCCAAUCCAGUCUCCACUGCAGUCCCCCUCCAUCGCACCCGCGUCUUCCAUCAUGAGUUGUCGCACUUCAAUGGAUAUGAACCAGUCGAGUUUACCAUCCCCGCCAUUAUCUACUAGACCGUCAAUUGUAUCCAUGCACAACCGUUCUCGCGCGAGUACAAUGGGGGGUGGCAUCAUUCCAGACGUCCCGCUUCUGCAACUUUCUGACCCUGACCCGUGGUUGAUCCGACUUGGCCAUGCCAAUUUCAAUAUUUAUCCAGAACCAUACAUGCCGGAGAGUAUUGAUCUGGACUCUUAUACGGAGUAUCGCAACAAUUGGGAUCAUGCUCGAACGAAUUAUGCCAAGCACGUUGCACGUACUGCCGAACAUUACGGCUCGACGUCAAAGGUCUUCAGACUAACCGAGGAAAAGUGGGCAUCUAUUGAUGAAGUCUGGAGGCGACAGCACGAUCUUAUGAGAACUGCGCUCGCCCCCAUCUUUGCUCGUCUCAGUGACGGCGAUUCUGAGAUGCAGGAAUCUAGUGCAUCAAGCGUGGCCCUGGAGACCCCUGCCAGCAAGGUGGUUCUUCCCAUCAUUAACGACAAGAGCGGCAAAUUCCCCGAGAUGGGUGAUAGCGAGAUCGUAGGGCCUAUGUCGGUUGCUCGUCCUCGGGCCUUGACGGUCCCCGGCCGCGGAAGUUAUUUUCACACUCCUCCUCCCUCACCACAAAGACGCAACCUAAUCAAAGUUCUUACCGACAUGUUUCACAAAUAA
This is a messenger RNA of Exophiala spinifera, 1554 nucleotides long. RefSeq lists its product as uncharacterized. The coding region runs from base 1 to 1554 and encodes 517 amino acids. The record is from RefSeq and is a predicted model, not a curated record. The transcript has a single exon. Lineage: Eukaryota; Fungi; Ascomycota; Eurotiomycetes; Chaetothyriales; Herpotrichiellaceae.